CAACCCGUUGCAGUCCAUAACCAGAACCCAAACGCUGAGGGUCUUCAGUUCUCUAAUUCCUGCACCGGUCAUAAGUUCAUGUGCAUACUGUACAUUUUUUUUUUAAAUUAUAAUUUAAAAUUAAUUAACCCUUAGGUUUAUAAAUUUAUUAUUUUAUUUUAUUUUAUUUGUUAUCUUUUAAAUAUUUAUUUCUAAUUUGUGAUUAGUGAUUAUUAUAAAUACUAUUUAUUUUAUAAAUAAAAUUAAUAUUCAAGUGUUUUUUUUUUGUGUAAUAAAUAACCGCAGUUUGAAUUUUAAUAAACGAUUAUUUUAAUUUAUAAUUAUUGAUCGGAUAAAUAAUAAAUAAAUUAAACAAGUUGAUAAAUUAGUAUAUAUAAGAAUUGUUUUCUAAAUAAACACGUGUUCAUUGUUUGUUUCUUCGUACGUUUAAAUGCUGGUGUAACUCCAAAAAAAAAUAAAACUUUAUUUGAAUAAAAUAAUUGAUGAAAAAUAAUAAUAAUUUUUUUAACCGGAAGUGAUAUGUAAUGUUGAAGAAUAAAAAAAUUUAGUACUCUAACAAGUGAUAAGGAUCAAAAUGGUUUCUCAAACAGACGAUACUGUUGUAAAAGUAGAAGAUGAUGCUACAGAGAAGAAAGAUGGCUGCUUGAGGCUGUUGCUAAGAUUUAUUUGUCUUUAUUGGAAGACGUUUAUUUUAUUACUAUGGCCACUGAUACUCCUGCCCUUGGUAAUAAUAAACAAUGAAAAAAUGUACAAAUGUUUGUAUGUCGUUGCGAUAAUGGCCAUGUACUGGGUCACUGAAAGUUUACCAUUGCCAAUAACAGGAAUGAUACCAAUAGUCCUCUAUCCGCUGAUGGGGAUUCUGGACACGAGUCAUACAUGCGAUGCUUAUAUUAAUGAUACGACAAUAAUGUUUUUGGGCAGCCUGAUUAUAGCUGUCGUAAUUGAAAAUUCAGGAUUACAUAUGCGAGUUGCAUUACUUAUCAUUAAACUUAUCGGCUGCAGCCAUCGGAAAUUAAGUCUUGGUCUUUUUUACGUGACGAUGUUCAUUUCAAUGUGGAUUUCAAAUACUGCCGCUACAGCUAUGAUGAUUCCUAUUAUUGAAACAGUUCUCGUUGAAUUAGAAGCGCAAGGUCUCGGUGACAUGUUUGUGUUUGAUGAUACGUCUAUUAAUCAAUCAGCAAAUCAUGAUGAAAGAUCAAAAAAACCAACACGCAGUACAAUGGUGUAUUAUUUGUCGGCAUCGUAUGCGUCUAGUAUUGGUGGGAUUGGUACCAUCGUUGGAAGUGGGGUUAAUUUAACCCUGAAAGGAUUAUACGAAGAACGAUUCAGCGAUGGUCCGGGAAUAAAUUUCGCUUCUUGGAUGUUUUAUUCCGUGCCACCGAUGCUAAUUAUGGGCUUCUUCACGUGGCUUUGGCUUCAAGUUAUGUACAUGGGACUUUUUAGGCCAAAGAGUGAAGACGCACGUGCCAUAAAUAUCGGCGAGGAAGGCGAAAAAGUUGCUAAAGCAGUUAUUGAUAAAAGAUACAGAGAUCUUGGGCCUGUUACGUGGUAUGAAUCCAUCGUCGGUUUUCUUUUUCUUUUAGUUGUUCUCCUUUGGUUCUUUAGAAAACCUGGAUUCGUGCGAGGCUGGCCUACUUACAUUACAGACCUACCAAUCAAAGACUCAACGGCCGUUGUUGGAAUAAUUAUUUUACUAUUUAUAAUACCGUCAAAACUAGACUUUCUUCGGGCGUUUGACAAAGAUCCGAGUAAACGACCGACAAAACCAUCAUCUGCAUUAAUUGACUGGAAAACUAUCCAUCAAAAAAUGCACUGGAGUUUGAUUUUUGUUCUUGGUGGUGGAUUUGCUAUCGCUAUUGGCAGUAAAGACACGGGACUAUCUAAAAUGCUUGGAGACAAACUCGGACAUCUAAAAAAUGUUGAUCCAUUAAUUACGUUAUUUAUUGUUUGCUUGUUUGCUGAAAUAGUCACGGAAUUGACAGCCAAUGUCGCGGUUGCCAAUAUCAUUGUUCCGGUUUUAGCUGAAAUGUGUGUCUCGAUGAAAGUUCACCCGCUGUACAUGAUGCUGCCAGUUGCUCUGUGCUGCUCGUUUUCAUUCCACUUGCCAGUCGGUACACCACCAAAUGCAAUUGUCAGUGCCGCUGGGCACAUCAGAACUAAAGACUUUAUUAUCGCUGGAAUAGGUCCAUCAUUGAUAACUCUAAUAAUCACAUGUUUGUCAUGGAGUACGUGGGGUGUUUAUGUAUUUGAUUUACAUGAAUUCCCUUCAUGGGCUCAUACAAAAUAAUAUUUUCUUUCCCUAAAAGUAUUAAUUAAUAUCUAAUGCACUGACAUAAUAUUCAUAAAUAAUGUACAUCAAUCUCGAUAAUUAUAUUUUUGUUGAAAAAAAUUUAUUACUCCUAAUCAUUGUCUCCUUAUCAAUCAGACACUUGUUUACUUAUUUUUAAUCU
This is a messenger RNA of Microplitis mediator, 2450 nucleotides long. RefSeq names its product protein I'm not dead yet (gene Indy). Gene Ontology annotation, biological process: monoatomic anion transmembrane transport; citrate transport. The record is from RefSeq and is a predicted model, not a curated record. The transcript is spliced from 9 exons. Gene Ontology annotation, cellular component: membrane. Gene Ontology annotation, molecular function: succinate transmembrane transporter activity; citrate transmembrane transporter activity. Lineage: Eukaryota; Metazoa; Arthropoda; Insecta; Hymenoptera; Braconidae. The coding region runs from base 575 to 2287 and encodes 570 amino acids.